AUGGCAGCGACACCAGCAGCUACUUUCACUAUUGGAUCCACCGGUUCCCUUGGCCAAAGAGGAAGCUCUCUUCCUCAAUCAAGGUCUUUUGGGUUGAAAUUCAACGCCCAGAAUCCUUUGAAGAGUUUCUGUGGCCUUAAGGCUAUGUCAUCUGUGAGGUGUGAGUCAGAAUUAUCGUUCUUGGGUCACAAAAGUGUUUCUGCUCUGCGGGCAUCUUUUGCAUCCAAGGCUCGGAAGGAAAACAGCCAGAACUUCAACUACCAGUUGCAGCCUCAGGCUUCGUACAAAGUUGCAGUUCUUGGUGCUGCUGGAGGGAUAGGUCAACCCCUCGCGCUUCUCAUCAAGAUGUCCCCUUUAGUUUCCGAUCUGCAUCUCUAUGAUAUUGCAAAUGUCAAGGGAGUCGCUGCUGAUAUCAGUCACUGUAACACACCCUCCCAAGUCAGGGAUUUCACUGGAGCUUCUGAGUUGGCAAAUUGUUUGAAGGGUGUGGAUGUUGUUGUCAUUCCCGCCGGUGUUCCAAGGAAGCCCGGCAUGACCCGCGAUGACCUUUUCAACAUCAAUGCUGGCAUAGUCAGGGACUUGGUUUCGGCUGUUGCGGAUAAUUGCCCUGGUGCUUUUAUUCAAAUUAUCAGUAACCCUGUGAACUCUACUGUGCCUAUUGCUGCAGAAGUUUUGACACAGAAGGGUGUCUAUGAUCCUAAAAAGCUCUUUGGUGUUACCACACUGGAUGUUGUCAGGGCAAACACGUUUGUUGCCCAGAGGAAGAACCUGAAGCUGAUUGAUGUUGAUGUCCCUGUUGUUGGGGGCCAUGCCGGGAUUACCAUUCUUCCUCUGUUGUCAAAGACAAGACCCUCAGCGAGUUUCACUGAUGAAGAGGUUGAGGAGUUGACGGUCAGGAUUCAAAACGCUGGAACUGAAGUUGUGGAGGCAAAGGCAGGUGCUGGGUCUGCUACCUUGUCAAUGGCAUAUGCAGCUGCUAGAUUUGUUGAAUCGUCUCUUCGUGCACUUGAUGGAGAUGGGGAUGUGUAUGAGUGCUCAUUUGUGCAAUCAGAUUUGACUGACCUUCCAUUCUUUGCUUCAAGGGUGAAGCUUGGUAGGAAAGGUAUCGAGGCUUUAAUUCCAUCUGACCUCCAAGGGUUGACUGACUACGAGCAGAAGGCUUUGGAAGCUCUUAAGCCAGAACUCAAGGCUAGCAUAGAUAAGGGCAUUGCUUUUGCUCAGAAGCAACCUGUUGCUGCUUAG
Sphenostylis stenocarpa is the source of this 1242-nucleotide messenger RNA. The record is from the annotation of a GenBank genome assembly. Lineage: Eukaryota; Viridiplantae; Streptophyta; Magnoliopsida; Fabales; Fabaceae.